GUGGCGCUGACUCCGCGCAGCGUCGCAAGCUGAUUCUCUUCUGGACGCCCUUCUACGGUCUCCGCGACUACGGCUGGGGCGUCGGUGGCGCCCCCUUCGCCGACGGCUGUCCGCCGGGUCCCGCUCAGCGGUGCGAGGCGACCACCGAUCGCGGUGCGUUCGCUCGCAGCGACGCCGUCGUCGUCCACGCGCGCGACACGCGCCUGCGGCCGCCGGGAGGCGCCACCGUGCGGCCGGGGAUCGGUCGGCGGGCGCCGCCGGGCGCCGCCACAGUCGCUGCCACCAGACCGGCGGCGGCGCGACGGCGUACGGCGGAGGCUCGACGAGGAAGAAGACGAAGCGCUGCCAGGGGGCGCCGCGCGGCGGCAGGUCGGCGACGGCCCGCAAAGCUGACGUCCACGUCGUCGUCGAAGGACGCCAUCGUUGCGUGGAUCGUGAGCAACUGCGCGGCGAGCAGCGGCCGCGGCGCCUACGUCGCCGAGCUGCAGCGCCACCUGGCGGUGGCCGUGUACGGCGGCUGCGGCGCGCGGCAGUGCGCGCGCGGCGACGGCGCGGGCGCGUGCCGCGGCGUCGUCGAGCGCCGCCACCGCUUCCUGCUCGUCUUCGAGAACGCGAUCUGCCGCGACUACGCGAGCGAGAAGCUGUUCGAGGCGCUGCGCUGGCGAGUCGUGCCCGUCGUGAUGGGCGGCGCCGACUACGCGCGCGUGGCGCCGCCGGGGUCGUACGUCGACGCGACGCGGUACCCGGACCCGCGCGACCUGGCGGCGCUGCUGCUGCGCGUCGCCGCGGACGACGCGGCGUACGCGGAGCUUCUGCGAGCUGUGCGAGAAACUGAAUGA
Priapulus caudatus is the source of this 839-nucleotide messenger RNA. Its product is annotated as alpha-(1,3)-fucosyltransferase 5-like. Gene Ontology annotation, cellular component: membrane. Lineage: Eukaryota; Metazoa; Priapulida; Priapulimorpha; Priapulimorphida; Priapulidae. The transcript has 3 exons. The annotation marks the transcript as partial. The record is from RefSeq and is a predicted model, not a curated record. Gene Ontology annotation, molecular function: alpha-(1->3)-fucosyltransferase activity.